This is a messenger RNA of Kluyveromyces lactis, 1293 nucleotides long. RefSeq lists its product as uncharacterized. Gene Ontology annotation, biological process: nitric oxide catabolic process; cellular response to nitrosative stress. The record is from RefSeq and is a predicted model, not a curated record. The transcript has a single exon. Gene Ontology annotation, cellular component: intracellular anatomical structure. Bases 1 to 1293 code for a protein of 430 amino acids. Gene Ontology annotation, molecular function: nitric oxide dioxygenase [NAD(P)H] activity; FAD binding; heme binding. Lineage: Eukaryota; Fungi; Ascomycota; Saccharomycetes; Saccharomycetales; Saccharomycetaceae.
AUGAGUGACAAAAUAAGGACUAGUGUUUACAAUCCUCUGGAUCAUUCUCAAAUCGCUUUCAUACCUACUGGCUUUGGUUCAGAUAGUGAAUCCUAUGAUGAUUCCAUGACAGUUGGAAAUGAUACGCUGGAAUCACAGCUACUUUAUCAUUAUAGCAAUUCUGUGGAUUUAAGUAAGACGCCGGCUUACUCUAGCUCUACUCAUUCAUUGAGUUCCACCAGAUCAUCAUCUUCUGAAGAUGCCAUAGAAAUUAUGUCUCAGACUUCCAAUGCUCAAUCUCUAUCUUCUAAUGUGGUAGAAGGAAUCAGAUAUAAGAUUGUAUUGAAGUUGACAACGAGAGAAAUCAAACUGAUAAGAGACUCCUGGAAUCUCAUGUUAUCUGAUGAAAAAUCAAAUGAAACCAAAUCAUCUUCUUUUUUCAAAAGAGUGUUCAAGACUAGCAGAUCUUCGUCUGUAUCACAACCUGAAUCUUCUAGUGUCUUCGAAACGGGAAGCAAAAUGAAAUUAAAAAGAAUAACAACCGGGACAAGCACUAAUAGUAAUACGACAACUUCCAAGCCCCAAACAAUAACAACAGCAACAAUAUCAAACUCAAUGUCAAGUUCUUUAUUUUGUGCUCAGUUUUAUUCCAAUUUUUUAUCUAUGGAUCCUGACCUGGAAAAGGCUUUCCCUUCAUUGAAACACCAAGACACUGCCUUCGCAGGAGUACUAACAAUGGCUAUCAAUAACCUCGAGGAUUUAACUGCUAUGGAAGCUUAUCUGAAUAACUUGGGGAAAAGACAUGCUAGAGUUUUGGGAAUUCACCCUCCUCAGUUCGAACUGAUGGGGGUUGCACUUCUGCGAACUAUUAGAGACAGGUUUGGUGUAUACUGCACAUUUGAAUUAGAAGAAACCUGGGCUAGAUUAUAUUCGUACUUGGCAAACAGCAUUUUACAAUUUGGAAUUGAUCCGAUUCUAAAAGUCGAUUAUGUUGAAAGUGAGUUGCAUUUACCUGUCCCUAAUUUGAUAGAAAACACACCAACAACAAAGAUUCCUAUAAAUGAACCAUUAGAAUCUCAGACACCGCAGGUACUGCAAACAGUUUCUUCCCACAAUCCUAAGAAAAACAACAAUAAUGUCAACCAGCACUUGCAAGCACCGACGUUAAGCACUAACAAAAACACCCCAAUGAAAUCUUCUACUGCUAACAUCAACGAUAGAAGCUUUUUCUCUAAUAAACUCAAAGGCAGGAAUAAGGGCAAGUCAACUACACUGUCAGGACCUGCUGGAUCAGAAGACUGCAUAAUUAUGUAG